Messenger RNA from Lasiodiplodia theobromae, 2844 nucleotides. Its product is annotated as Spindle pole body associated protein. Bases 1 to 2844 code for a protein of 947 amino acids. The transcript has a single exon. Lineage: Eukaryota; Fungi; Ascomycota; Dothideomycetes; Botryosphaeriales; Botryosphaeriaceae. The record is from RefSeq and is a predicted model, not a curated record.
AUGGCCGCCCCCGCAAAUACCAGAAGAGCAGCAUCCGACGUCUCGUCGUCGCCCGUCCGUUCUCCGACCGCUGACCGCGAGAUCGACGAGACGUUUCUUCCGCAGGAUGAGGACGGAGAGGGAGAGGGAGAGGGAGAGGGAAACGAUGAGAAUAACCACGACGAUAACACGGCGUACAGCAUCGAUUUCGACGCGCUAGUGGGCGGCAGCGGCGGCGGGAGACGUCGCGGCGGGCAUCCCGACCACGACGAUGACUUGACACUUGACGACACGGAGCCGUUCGAUACGCUGAGGAGCGAGGAUGUAGACGGUCCGAGCGACUUCACGCAAAAUAUGGAGUUUUGGAUGCGAUCAAAGUUUUCGCCGCCGCAAGCGCAACAGCAACGAGGGAAGAAGGUGGCAAAUGCUGAUCCCGGUGCCACGCCGGCAACGGCGGCAGGGCGCAUUGAGCGGGAUGAUGGAGGCGAUGACGAGAAUGAGGGUGUGGUGGGCAACGAUGAUACGCUACCGCCGACGAGGACACCGACUGAGAGUUUUGACACGCAGCGCGAUCAUGUCAGCGAUUCGGAAGGCGAAGGCGAAGGCGGGGACGUGGGCAAAGAGAGCGAGGAGGAAGAGGGAGAGCAUGAGGGCUCCUUCGAGUACAGGCAGAGCGAGAACGAAAAUACACAUGAGAUCGCGGCCGCAGCGAUGCGGGAUCUCAACGGGUAUGUCAUCUCGGACGAAGAUACGUUUCUGCCGCCAACCAGCCAACCCGGCUCGACAGCCGAUGAGCACGACGGUGACCGUGGUGAGCGCAGUCGCUCGGGGUCGAUCGACGAGCAGAUUGACAUACUGUCGAGCAUGGACGAGGGCGUCGAGGAGGAGUAUAGGAGUGUGAGCGCCUCGCCAGCACUAGCGCAGGGUGAGUGGAGGACGGAAAGGCGGACACCGUCCGUUGUACAAAGAGCCAGCUGGUUGCAGCCAACGGUCGAGGACCACGAAGACACGCCGCCACUGAGCGCAAGGCCGAGCCCGAGAAAUGGAAUAGGCAAAAGUCCGGAGGUGUGGUUGGGAGCUUACGAGGAGAAGCUACCGAAGCAGCGGAGAAUGGAGAGCAUAAGCACGGCAUCGCCUCGACCGACUUUGAGGAAUCAUCCCCGAUACACCCCAAGGAAAGUUUCCGAAGAAGAUGUCGAUGACCUUCGGGCACAAAUCAGGAGGUUACAGGCCGAGCUAGAAAGGCAAUGCGGAGACUUCACAGCCAAGAUCGCCAACCUCGAGUCUCAACUCCAACGCACCCGCAACGAGCGCGAUGAAGCGCGCGAAAAUGAGCAACAGCGCGUUCGAGACCUCAAUUCGCAGUACGACGAGCGCGCCCAAGACUUAGAAGAGCACUGGCAACGGCGUCUCGCCACUGCGCAGGAACGCUAUGAGCAGGAUGUGCAGGAGCAGAAAGCAUCGUUCGCCCUUGUCAAGUCAAGCUUUGAGUCACGUCUAGCAGCCACAGAGAGCGGGCUCCAGGCGCAGCUAGCACGCAAAGAAGCCGAACUUGACGCCGUUAAGGAGGCCAGCAAGCAGGAACUCGAACAGCAACGUGCCGGCAACGACGCCAAAGUUGCAACACUCGAAGAGCGCAUCAAGGAGCUAGAGUCGUCGCAGCAACAGCAAGCUUCCGAGGGGACCUCAGUUCAUGCGACUCCUUCCUCUGCUAUUAAUCAAGCACUCACCCAGCAAAAGGCAGAAUCAGAUGCCCGCAUCGCCGAGCUCGAGGCGCGACUCAGCACGACACAGUCGCAACUCGAGGCAGCGCGUACGUCCUCUCCUGAGGCCGCCUUAUCUGAUUCCAUGCGCCUGGCCGACGAACGCAGACAAACGGAUGAUCUUCUCGCGCGGUCGAGACAGCAGAUUGCAGAUCUAGAGGCCAACCUGCAACUGCUGCAAAGCCAACUCGCGCUCGCGCGGCGCGAGACAGACGAAAUGCGGCGAGCUGCAGAUACAGCCCGGGAGGGGGCACGCGUGUUACGCUCCGAGCUGGGGCGGGCGCAGGAGCUGGUGGAGGAGAGGGGUCGGCGGUUGGAGGAGGUGGCGCGGGAGCACGAGGCAGACACGGACAUGGCGGAGCGAGCGCGACGCGAUGCAGAGAGGAUGUUGGAGGAGCGGGUGAGGGCAGCGGAACGGAAGGCGAAGGUGUUGCUUGAGCGGAAGGUUACAGAGAAGGAGUCAGAGGUGGGCGACAUGCGGAAGAGGGCGGAAACAGCGGUGCGCAAGGCGCAGACGAUGCUUAAUGGAGAGCGGAUCGAGAAGGCUGGAUUGAGGAGGGCACUGGAGGGGUUGAAGGAGGAGGUGGAGGGGUUGAGGAGGCAGGUCGAAGAGCGGAAGAAGGACUCCUCUGGUGCUGCUGCUGCUGCAUCUUCGUCCACCUCUCCCUCCAAUCACCACCCUUCACCAGACGCUGCCGAGGAGAUCAUAAGAUCUCGCGACGAUGGCGAUGACAACACCACGUCCCCUCGCUCAUCCGAACUCGAGCUCCUCCGCCGCGCGCUGCGCGAUGCAACCACGGCAACGAAAGAGGCCCGGGAAGAUGCCCGGCGUGCGCGCGAGGAGUCGGCCGCGCUAAGGGAAGAUUUUGCAGAAGUCAACCGCGCCAUGGACGAGCGUGUGGUCCGUCUCGUCCGCGCGCGCGAGAAGGAGUGGCGCGGAAAGGUCGAGGCGCUUGCCGCGGAGAAGAGAGCUCUGGGACGCGCACUGCUCCACGAAUGGGGGAGGGAGGAGGUGGGCGAGGGCGAGCCGCAGGCGUACCGAUACAAGUAUGUGGAGAGAAAAGAGAGUGGUGGGGAAAAGAAGGGGAGGGGGAAGGCGUAG